AUGCUUGAUGUUCCAACACGAUGGAAUUCAACCUAUGAUAUGUUGUGCAUGGAUUUAAAGUUCAAAGAUGCUUUCCCAAGGUAUGUAGAGUAUGAACCACAUUUUCAUCACUUGCCAACUGACGAAGAUUGGGAAAAUGUUCAAAGCGUAUGUGAAAUGUUGAAGGUUUUUAAGCAAACUCUUGAUAAAGGUUCAUUAUCUGCAAAUGAUUUUAUUCGUGAUAUGGUGAAGAAAAUGAAGGAAAAGUUUGACAAGUAUUGGGACGAGAACAUUAAAGAAGUGAAGAAUACACUUUAUGAAAUGUAUUCAAAGUAUUUAGAGAUGCAUGAUACAUUAGUUAGGGAAUCUGCAGCACAUGGAAGCGAACAUGAAAGAAAUGUUUUAGGGUGUAAUGAAGGUACAUCACUUGGAUCUGGAUGGGAGGUGUUUGGAGAGUUCAUAAAGACUGUAGAUUUGGAGAGACCAGAAAAUUCAGAGCUUGAUAUGUAUUUAGAAGAAGGUGUUUAUAGGGAGAAAGGACAAAGAGGAAUGGAAUCAUUUAAUGCUUUAGAGUGGUGGAAUGUGCAUAAGUUAAAGUGUCGUGUUUUGUCAUUGAUGGCUAGAGAUGUACUUGCAAUCCCGAUUUCUAUUGUUGCAUCUGAAGCAACUUUUAGUGUUGGGGGUAGAGUUAUUGAUCCAUAUCGAGCUUCAUUGGGGUCCAACACGGUACAAAUGUUGAUUUGCGUAGGAGAUUGGAUUAGGCAAGUUCAUGGAGUCAAGAAAAAAUUAAAGAAGGAGGAGUUUCCUAUUGAAGUUUUACUGCCUAAGGUGAACACAAAGUAA
This is a messenger RNA of Lactuca virosa, 822 nucleotides long. The record is from the annotation of a GenBank genome assembly. Lineage: Eukaryota; Viridiplantae; Streptophyta; Magnoliopsida; Asterales; Asteraceae.